GUGGUGGUGCUCCUGGAAGUCCUGAGCUGGGGUCGGCUGGAAGAUGACCGAAUAUAAGCUGGUGGUGGUGGGAGCUGGUGGUGUUGGAAAGAGUGCUUUGACGAUACAGCUCAUUCAGAACCAUUUCGUUGACGAGUAUGACCCCACGAUAGAGGAUUCCUACAGAAAGCAAGUCGUCAUCGAUGGAGAGACCUGCUUGUUAGACAUCUUGGAUACCGCAGGGCAAGAGGAGUACAGUGCCAUGAGAGACCAGUACAUGAGAACGGGGGAAGGAUUCCUCUGCGUCUUCGCCAUCAACAACACCAAGUCCUUUGAAGAUAUUCACCAGUACAGGGAGCAGAUCAAGAGGGUGAAAGACUCCGAUGAUGUUCCCAUGGUGCUGGUGGGAAAUAAAUGUGACCUACCAGCCCGGACAGUUGAGACCCGGCAAGCGCAGGACCUGGCCCGGAGUUAUGGGAUCCCCUACAUAGAAACAUCUGCCAAAACCAGACAGGGCGUUGAAGAUGCCUUUUACACCUUGGUGCGGGAGAUCCGUCAGCACAAGCUGCGCAAGCUGAAUCCCCCCGAUGAGAGCGGCCCCGGCUGCAUGAACUGUAAAUGUGUGAUAUCGUGACUACGCUGACUGGACCGUGUCUUGGAGAGGUUCCCACUGUGCAGAAUGCAAGGCAAGAGGUGAAGCGAAGGAAGAAGCAAACGGAUUCAGGGGAGAAGUAUAGGGGGAGGGGGAGAGGAGGAGGAGGAGGAGGAAGAGGACAGGGGGAGCAUGAGCCCCUCCAAGGACUAUCUCGCACUUCACCCAAGCCUGCGGCAAACGACUUUUUUUUCUUUUUUUUUCUUUCCCCAACCCCUCCUCCUUUGGCCUCCUCCCACCCGGCAACUGUACAAAGCCACAGAUUGAAUCACAGUAAAUUAUUAUUUGAUGGUCUCGACAAA
Messenger RNA from Calidris pugnax (ruff), 933 nucleotides. It is a transcript of the gene HRAS, whose product is annotated as Harvey rat sarcoma viral oncogene homolog. NCBI's taxonomy places the organism in Eukaryota, Metazoa, Chordata, Aves, Charadriiformes, Scolopacidae. Gene Ontology annotation, molecular function: GDP binding; GTPase activity; GTP binding. Bases 44 to 613 code for a protein of 189 amino acids. Gene Ontology annotation, biological process: Ras protein signal transduction. The transcript has 5 exons. The record is from RefSeq and is a predicted model, not a curated record. Gene Ontology annotation, cellular component: plasma membrane.